This is a messenger RNA of Camponotus floridanus (Florida carpenter ant), 6705 nucleotides long. RefSeq names its product kinesin-like protein unc-104 (gene unc-104). The transcript is spliced from 31 exons. Bases 590 to 5953 code for a protein of 1787 amino acids. Gene Ontology annotation, molecular function: microtubule binding; ATP binding; microtubule motor activity. The record is from RefSeq and is a predicted model, not a curated record. Lineage: Eukaryota; Metazoa; Arthropoda; Insecta; Hymenoptera; Formicidae. Gene Ontology annotation, biological process: microtubule-based movement.
GAGAAAAAUAAUCUGCAUGCGCGCGCGUGAUCUUUACGAAGAGAGAGCGGACUCGACGAGAGACGAGAGCGCAAGCCCGUGAACCGCGCGAGUUGUGGCAAAUUGAAGAGGAACGCACGGAACGGGGCGCCGUUCGCAGAACGCGAAGUAGGAGAGUAGACGCAGGGGAAAAGGGCUAGCGUUCUCUCGUAACAUCGCGUGAUAAUCGAUCGUUCGCCACGACACGGGGAAGUCGGUCCACGACGCGUAGCGUGUACGACGCGACGCGCUCGCUGCCGCCGAGGAACGAGGAACACCGCCAGGAGCCAGUAUGGCCGUAGGAGCUCAGCUGUUUUCACGUCACUGCCUACAUAUCUGAUCGUUAUAGAUAGUGAGUACCUCCAGAUUGACUGAAAUGGCAUGAGGGUAACGAUUUGACAGGGGCGGGAGUACAAAGAGAACUGAAGGGCUCGAGAGUUACGACAGACCAUAGGCAACAUUUCGUGAUAUAAACGAAGUGCAAAGGGCUAAGAGAGUUUAAUAGAGAGGAAGUUAUCACCAGCACCGCCGCCGGCUUUAUCCGACGCUAAGUUAAAAAAAAACAAGAAAAAUGUCGUCGGUUAAGGUGGCGGUGAGGGUACGACCCUUCAACCAUCGCGAAAUCACUCGUCAGGCACAAUGUAUCAUAGAUAUGACAGGGAACACUACUUCCAUAGUGAAUCCUAAGGCCACACCGGGAAGCAAAGACGCUGUCAAAAGCUUCAAUUAUGAUUAUUCCUACUUUUCUAUGGACCCAAAUGAUGAGAACUAUUCAUCUCAACUCAUGGUUUACAAAGAUAUCGGCGAAGAAAUGUUGAUACACGCUUUUGAAGGCUAUAAUGUUUGCAUUUUCGCAUACGGUCAAACUGGCGCCGGUAAAUCUUACACCAUGAUGGGUAAGCAAGAAGAUGGACAGGAAGGAAUAAUACCGCAAAUAUGCAAGGAUCUGUUUAGGAAAAUUAGCUAUACGUCUAAUGAACGAUUGAAGUAUUCGGUAGAAGUGAGUUAUAUGGAAAUCUAUUGCGAGAGAGUGCGCGACUUGUUGAAUCCAAAAAAUAGGGGGAAUCUUCGAGUAAGGGAGCACCCUCUUUAUGGACCUUACGUAGAAGAUCUUUCCAAAUUGGCUGUACUGUCGUACCAAGAUAUUCACGAUCUUAUAGACGAGGGUAACAAGGCCAGAACUGUCGCAGCAACAAAUAUGAACGAAACAUCCAGUAGAUCGCACGCUGUUUUCACUAUAUUCUUUACACAACAGCAGCAGGACUGCGCCACCGGUUUGAUGACAGAGAAAGUUAGUAAAAUAUCGCUGGUUGAUUUAGCUGGAUCCGAGAGAGCCGAUUCGACAGGUGCUAAAGGUACACGAUUGAAGGAAGGAGCUAAUAUUAACAAGAGUCUGACAACUCUCGGAAAGGUUAUUAGUGCCCUAGCCGAAAUUGCGGCAACAAAAAAGAAGAAAAAGGCCGAUUUCAUACCAUACAGAGACUCAGUUUUAACAUGGUUAUUACGGGAGAACUUGGGUGGAAAUUCAAAAACUGCUAUGAUUGCAGCAAUUAGUCCUGCCGACAUCAAUUACGAUGAGACACUCUCGACUUUACGAUAUGCAGACAGAGCGAAACAGAUCGUUUGCAAGGCCGUUGUCAAUGAAGAUGCAAAUGCCAGACUUAUCAGAGAACUCAAAGAAGAAAUACAGAAACUACGGGAACUUCUAAAACAGGAAGGCAUCGAUGUUCAAGAAGGUAAAGGGCCAGAUGGCAAAGUUACGUACGAAAAGAAAGAAUCUAGGGAUGAAAUUAUCAGAACGAACAAGCGAAAUGAAGAGGAUACCAAGGAGACACGGCCGAGAAUCCCCUCCCAUACUACAUCUACUAUCGCCGAAGAAGCAGUUGAUCAAUUGCAAGCAUCUGAAAAAUUGAUCGCAGAAUUGAACGAAACGUGGGAAGAGAAGCUGAAACGAACGGAAUCGAUUCGUCUGCAACGCGAAGCGGUAUUCGCCGAAAUGGGAGUCGCUGUGAAAGAAGAUGGUGUCACAGUGGGUGUAUUCUCACCGAAAAAGACACCGCAUUUAGUAAAUCUAAACGAGGAUCCUCUCAUGUCGGAAUGUCUGAUCUAUUAUAUCAAGGACGGAUUUACGCGCAUCGGUAGCGCUGAAGCUAUUAUACCCCAGGAUAUUCAGCUGUGCGGCCCGCAUAUACUAAGCGAACAUUGUGUUUUCGAAAAUCAUGAGGGCAUCAUAACUCUUAUACCGAAGAAAGGAGCUUUGAUCUAUGUCAAUGGUCGCGAAGUGACCGAAUCGCUUAUUCUGACGACUGGUUCGCGUGUUAUCCUGGGAAAAAGUCAUGUUUUCCGAUUUAAUCAUCCUGAUCAAGUACGCGAACGAAUAGCAAAUGGAUCACCAGCGGAAACUCCUGGCAACAUUGAACCAGUCGCGGACUGGGACUUUGCACAGGUUGAGCUGUUAGAAAAACAGGGCAUCGAUCUGAAGGUUGAAAUGGAGAAGAGAUUACUUGUGUUGGAGGAACAGUUCCGUAAAGAAAAGGAAGAAGCUGAUCAACUGUUUGAGGAGCAACGAAAGAGCUACGAAGCACGGAUAGACGCAUUGCAGAGACAGGUGGAAGAACAAAGUAUGACAAUGUCUAUGUACAGCAGUUAUACGCCAGAAGAUUUCAACAAUAUCGAGGAAGAUAUUUUCGUCAACCCAUUGUUUGACGCAGAGAGCAACUGGACCGAGAGAGAGUUUCAACUGGCCGCUUGGGCCUUCCGCAAGUGGAAAUAUCAUCAAUUUACGAGUUUACGGGACGAUCUUUGGGGCAACGCGAUAUUCCUUAAAGAGGCUAAUGCCAUAUCUGUUGAAUUAAAAAAGAAGGUUCAAUUCCAAUUUACUUUACUCACGGAUACUCUUUAUUCGCCACUACCACCUGAUCUUUUACCUGUCAUGGAUGACGAAGAUGAGGAUGAGAGGCCGUUUCCACGCACGAUCGUUGCUGUUGAAGUCCAGGAUACGAAAAAUGGUGCUACGCAUUACUGGACAUUAGAUAAACUAAGACAGCGCUUGGAGCUGAUGCGACACGUGUACAACGAGGACUCGAGCCCUAGCACUCCGGAGGCCAAAGAGGAUAUUUUCCAAUGCCUUACGAUCUACUCUAAUCCGAAGUUCUCGCUCGCAAAUCUUUUGCCUUCGAGACAAAGGUUGGAGCUGAUGCGCGAGAUGUAUCACAAUGAGGCCGAACUCUCGCCUACAUCUCCAGAUUUCAAUAUCGAAUCUAUCACAGGUGGCGAUCCGUUUUACGAUAGAUUCCCGUGGUUCCGCAUGGUCGGCAGAGCCUUCGUGUAUCUGAGCAAUCUCAUGUAUCCAGUGCCGUUGAUUCACAAAGUAGCGAUUGUGAAUGAGAAGGGCGAUGUUAAGGGUUACUUGCGGGUCGCUGUACAAGCCGUAGUCGAAGAGGAAAAUAGCGAAUACUCAAGCGGCGUCAGACAAUCAGCACGAAUCUCUUUUGAGGAUGAUCUAUUUGGCGGGCACAAGCAUAACAAACGGAACACACUUUUGGCUCAAACUUUGGAGAAGAAUCGACAAAUCGUAUUGCACGAGGAACGCGUUGUCGAGGGACAUAACGAAAUUAAUCAGAAAGACAUGAAAGACGAGGAUGAUAUAGGAGACGCUGACAGUGGCAGAGGCGAUAGCUCGGUUUCGAGUGACAUGAAGGAGGAGGAUUUGCCGGAUCAUUUGCAAUCUGGCGCGGAAUUCACUUUUAGGGUAACGGUCCUACAAGCUAUGGGUAUUUCUACAGAAUACGCUGACAUUUUCUGUCAAUUCAACUUCCUACAUCGACAUGACGAAGCUUUCUCGACAGAACCGGUGAAGAACACAGGCAAGGGCAAUCCACCAGGAUUUUAUCACGUACAAAAUAUUACGGUCACGGUUACCAAAUCCUUCUUAGAGUAUUUGAAGACACAACCUAUCGUCUUUGAAGUGUUUGGUCAUUAUCAACAACAUCCGUUACACAAGGAUGCGAAGCUGGAAUACAGCGUACGACAACCACCGAAGAGGAUGCUUCCGCCUUCCAUACCGAUCAGCCAACCAGUUCGUUCGCCGAAAUUCGGCAGCGUUCUACCGUCUCCCAGCACGUCUCACGUACAUGCCAAGUACGAUGUAUUGGUGUGGUUCGAAAUUUGCGAAUUGGCACCGAACGGGGAGUACGUACCGUCGGUGGUAGAUCAUAGCGAUGAUCUGCCGUGUCGCGGAUUGUUUUUGCUUCAUCAAGGUAUACAGCGACGUAUACGAAUCACCAUUGUGCACGAACCGGCUUCUGAAUUGAGAUGGAAGGAUGUGCGCGAACUCGUGGUUGGCCGUAUCCGAAAUACCCCGGAACCCGAGGAAGAGGAUAACGACUCAUCUGUACUCUCCUUAGGCCUAUUCCCUGGCGAAUAUCUUGAGAUUCCCGGUGACGAUCGCACUAUGUUUAGAUUCGAAGCAGCUUGGGACAGCUCCCUGCACAAUUCGGCUCUGCUUAAUCGAGUCACGUCUUAUGGAGAGCAAAUCUUUAUGACCAUUUCAGCGUAUCUUGAGCUGGAGAACUGUGGAAGACCUGCUAUCAUCACGAAGGACCUGAGCAUGAUCAUCUAUGGAAGGGACGCAAGAGUCGGCCCGCGUUCGCUUAAACACUUAUUUAGCGGCAGUUAUCGCAAUCAAGAAGCGAAUCGACUCAGCGGCGUCUACGAACUAGUGCUACGCCGUUCUUCGGAAGCAGGUAGCCCAGGAGUUCAAAGACGUCAACGUCGCGUCUUGGAUACGAGUUCCACGUAUGUCAGGGGUGAAGAGAAUCUGCAUGGAUGGAGACCGCGCGGAGACAGUCUCAUAUUUGAUCAUCAAUGGGAGCUCGAGAAGUUGACGAGGCUAGAGGAAGUGGAGAGAGUGCGGCACACAUUAUUGUUGCGGGAAAAACUCGGUAUCGACAAACUAUCAUUCUGCAAUAAACCUUUGCACGAUUUCACGAAGAGUGAAAAGGAUGUAUGUAACAUGGUGGCAAAAGCCACGAACGAACCACAUGCCAGCCCGGUGAAGCUGAAACGCUCAACCAGUAAAGAUGUGUACGAACCCUGGGAAAUGACCGAGAGGGAGCGUGAAUUGGCGACCAAAUAUAUUAAACUUAUCCAAGGAAGAAUCCCAAGCAAAGAACCGAUACUACUUGCUGAUGUUUCACCCGGAGAGGAUACCAUAACCGAUCUAUCCGCGUCUAUGAUGUCCUCGGUCAUAUCGUCCUCGUCUCAAGAGUCAGUAUAUGCGAGAGCUAGCGAUUUCUUGAAGCAGGCUGCUGAUAUAAUAGUAUGGAGCAGGUCUAAGUCGUGCCUCCUUAGGUUAAGCUCACCGGAGAGGGCUAGAUUGCAAGAGCUCCAAGAGAGUAUAUUGGCAAGUGAGUCGGCCAAUCAAACUUGCACAGUCGCACCGCCACCGUUGGGCUCAUCUUCACCGUCGAAGGAGAACUUGGUGUUGUAUGUACCGGAGGUGGAGGAAAUUCGUAUUAGCCCGGUCAUUGCGCGGAAAGGCUACUUGAACGUUCUCGAACACAAGACCAACGGUUGGAAGAAACGCUGGGUGGCUGUUCGUCGACCAUAUGUUCUUAUUUUCCGAGAGGAAAAGGAUCCCGUUGAAAGAGCGCUAAUUAAUUUAGCUACAGCUCAAGUUGAAUACUCCGAGGAUCAGCUGGCCAUGGUGAAAGUGCCGAAUACAUUCAGUGUUGUUACCAAGCACAGAGGAUACUUGCUGCAGACUUUAGGCGAUAAGGAGGUCUACGAUUGGCUGUACGCAAUUAAUCCUCUCCUAGCUGGUCAAAUUAGGUCAAAACUCGCACGCAAAGGUCCGGCUGCAUCGAAUUUAAGCAACGGCGCGCCAAUCGGCCUGACACCGACUCUGGAGCAACCGUGCAAUCAGACCAAGUGAGUGGUCGAUACUAUGGCCGGGGUAACGAGUGCAAUAGCAAAAGCGUCGGAAAAAAUGCUGUGCUGGUCGCACUCGGCCUUAGAGUCCCAAGACUUGUGUAACUUUCGAUUUUCGUUAGUCUUUGAUUAAUCCUUGAGUGGAGGCUGAGCGCUGUUGAGAUUUAAUCCACGAUCGACAGCACGGUAAUAUCGACGUUUUACUUUACGCAGCGUUUCCUUAGCACGUUUAGGGUGAAAAAGGAGAUGCUCGUCUUUCGAAGAAGUUACAAACGCGCGUACAAAAGCAAUUGCUAUUAAUACAUUACUGUAUUACAUCGGAAAAUUCGUUUCCACGUCUCUCCGUACAUUUCGAAUUCAUAUUCGAAAUGCUUUUCACGUUGACGAGACGAAAUCAGAGAUUCGUACGCGCGAAUAUUUCCGUUGAAACUUUUAUUUCUACGACGCGUUGACGUAACCUAUCGUGAUAUACCCCUUUACGCAUGCAACGUGUGAGAAGGAUAGAAAUGCAUUUAUGCCUAAUAAACGUAUUCUUAAGAUGAUCAUUGAAAACGAGGUAAGGUAUACACGUUAUAGAUAUAUCUGAUAAAAGAAGUAUGCGAGGAAAAGGCAAGAAAGAGAGGGAGAGAAAGGAAAUAAUAAAGAGAAAAAAAAAAGAGAACGAAACAAAGAGAUUUGGGUAUUGAUAAUUUCAUUCGCAAGCUUGACGAUCACUUAGUACUCUACUCGAAAAAGUAUCUACGACGAAGGAAAAAA